Messenger RNA from Ooceraea biroi (clonal raider ant), 2004 nucleotides. RefSeq names its product FK506-binding protein 3. Lineage: Eukaryota; Metazoa; Arthropoda; Insecta; Hymenoptera; Formicidae. The record is from RefSeq and is a predicted model, not a curated record.
UCCUCUCUCCCUCCCUUCUCCUUACCGACCGCCAUAUUGUUUGCGAUAUAUUUCCGCACGUCGUUCCUUGGGAUUUUCGCCCCGUGUAUCCCCGCGUGUCUCGGUGUGCUCUGGCAAACGGUACGGUUACGACAUCGGCAAACAUUUCGCGCAAAGGCAACAUGAAGAAAAUCAAGGAUUACUCAGACGAGGACGACUACGAGGUGGACGAUCCGGAGGAGGUCGAGCGCGACGAGGAGGAAUGGACCCCCCCCGAGGCCGGAACGGAGAGUGGUACAAAAAUAAGGCCACAGAGAGAAGCAGCAAAAAAGCGGCAGUAUUCUGAAGAAGAGGACGAAGAGGAAGAGGACGAGGACGAGGAGGAAGAUGAGGAUGAGGACGAAGAAUCCGAUUCCGACACAGGAAAAAAGCCAAAGAGGAAAAGACGCUCUAAGAAAGAAGAUGAUGACAAGGAGGACGAAGAGGAUGAAGAUUCCGACGACAACAGUUACAACGAGUCGGGAGAAGCUCCAAAAGAUUACACGUCUGGUUCAUUCGUGCUUGCAAAAGCUGAUCUUGUAUCCAGUAAAAAUAAGACACCCAGCAAGGGAAAGUCUGAUGUUGAAGCAAGCUCUUAUCCAACUUUGUGGAGGAUAGAUGGAAAAGCACUGCUCCAAAAGUUUUUACCUUUUGAGAAGGAUGGAAAAGUACUGUACAAAAGCACAACGACAUAUUCUGGAUGGCAACUUAGUAAUAAAGACAAUUACUUAGCAGUCCAGGUAACUUUUAAAGUGCAAAGUAGACAAGAGACAAUUGUUGAACUCCAUUUUGAUCCGACGCAACAACAGGAAGUUGUAAAGGAAGAAAAGGAAGACUAAAUUAGAUCCAGUUUACUCUCAUUUGUUUAUAUACAUUUAAGAAAACAUACGCUAAGGGAAAGAAAAAUCACAUCUACAUGUACACUAUCCACGAAACAUAUUUACAAGUUUACAUGUACACAAGGAUGCGGUCUAUGACAUGGUACUGUAGCGGGUUCAUAUUUAAAAUAUAACAUUGGAUGGACCAUGGCUCUGAGUUUAUUACUGAGGGUAGCUUUAACCAUCGUUGAUAUUUCACAUCUGUAAUGUGAGCUUCGAUUACCAAUAGAGCUACUUAGAGUUUGGUAAAUGCAGUACCCAAUCAUCUUCACGGACGUUUUAUGUCCACAGACAGAAAUUAAAUGUUACCUAGCGUAAUAUGAAUGCAUGUUGAUGUUUAUUUUUUUUUUUUAAGAUAGUCUUCAUAAUUUAACUCUACUUCCCAGACGCGGCAUUUGGCCUUGUGACCUAUAUGCGGCCAUUUCAAGCGCGCCCUUAGGCAGAGAGCCGUAAAUGGAACCGUCAAAUCGCAUACUAGCAUCAAGUUGAAAAAUAUUCGCUUAAAAUAAAAGAAUGCAAAGAGAAUACGUAUAGAGAGAGCGAGGUUUGUUACUCGAUUAGAACUAAAUGUAGAGCUAAUAUUCAUGUGGUACAAAGAAUGAGAAAUAUCUUUCUAAGAGAGACAAAUACUUGCUACGGUUCCUGCUACUGCUACGGGCGACGCUAGGCCAGUUCUUGUGUGUAUACUUAAUGUAAGAUGUAACAAAAAUUAGGAAAAACACUUCCAGUAAUGAAGCAACUUGCAUUUAUAUCUUUCUUUAUGUCUAUAUUUGCGAAGAAUUAAUUAUGCAAAGAUUUUACGUUAUUAUUAAUCGUCGAUUAUACUUUAUAAACUUGUACCUAAUUAACUCUCUUAGGUUAAUACUGGUAUUAAAAAUAUCUUGAUCUUAUUAAUAUAUUGACAGAGUUGCGUUUUUUCACAUAUCGAUUUUUGUAAAAAAACAAUAUACAUUUGUUGUAACUCAAAUUAGGUAUUUCAAUCAUCGAUAUUUCAUAGUAUAAUCAAUUUGUUUCUAUGAAGUGUUAUAAACGGCGUGUUUAGCUGAUAAAUCCGAUAGAUAUUAAUCAUAGUUAAUAUACAUGAAAAAAAAAGAAAAACGAAAUUCAA